Messenger RNA from Solea solea (common sole), 1553 nucleotides. It is a transcript of the gene hoxa9b, whose product is annotated as homeobox A9b. The transcript has 2 exons. Lineage: Eukaryota; Metazoa; Chordata; Actinopteri; Pleuronectiformes; Soleidae. Gene Ontology annotation, biological process: embryonic skeletal system morphogenesis; proximal/distal pattern formation; regulation of transcription by RNA polymerase II. Gene Ontology annotation, cellular component: nucleus. Gene Ontology annotation, molecular function: RNA polymerase II cis-regulatory region sequence-specific DNA binding; DNA-binding transcription factor activity, RNA polymerase II-specific. The record is from RefSeq and is a predicted model, not a curated record. The coding region runs from base 753 to 1511 and encodes 252 amino acids.
CUCACCCCACUUUCCGUUUUAGAUUGCCUUCAAAGUGGAACCCGGCCGCAGCCCUGCAGAUACAGCACCAAUGUGCAUCUUGGAAACGCUCCCGCAAUGUGUUUAGAUACUGUAAAAACCCAAUGGUGCCUUAAACACGUCUUUGCUUGUUUUAUCUUAUAUAAAAACUCGGAAAUGUUGCACUAAAAUCAUUUCCUUUCCAAAGCAAGAGAUUUAUAGAAGGAGGUCAUUACAUUAUUGGGCUAAACGCUGUUUAACUAUAUUAUUUUGGACAAUAAAUUAUCUCAUUAAGUUUUUUAUAUAUAUAUAUAAAAACAGAAUCUUUUAAAAGGAAGAGGUGGUCUGAUUUUCCCAAAUAAAUGCUUUAAAUUAGUAUCACGCCUGAGUCACGUCACAGCCACAGUGUAUUCGAUUACACUGCCAUAACAUGUCUUGACAAAAAAAAUCCAGCGUUUAUUGCUUAUAAAACGAAAUAUUUCCCAAUAAAGGCGCGGGGAUUUGCUAUUAAAAUCUGGUGGGGGAAAAUGGUGGCCAUUUAGUUGAGCAGCAGGCUGAUUUAUUAUUUAUUGUUCUGUCCCACGGUCACGUGUUUGGGGCGCCCUAUCCAGUCUUGGGCAAGGUUCAACUAACUGGACGCAUUGAGCUGCAAGCUGGUGCAGGAACGCAGCACAUUAUAUCAUGCAAUGAAUCUGCUUUUUCUGAAGAUUGCAGGACUCUAACGCGAUAUAGUUUUUUUUCCUGCCUCUUUUGCAAUGUCGACGCUGGGGACGAGUUAUUACGUGGACUCGCGUGUUCUUCCCGAGCAGGAAGAUAUGGCACCGAGGUACUCAUCAGCUGCAGGGGUGGAGCAGGCGGUGCUCACCGAAUAUGGCGGACAGGAGUCUUGUUCUUUGCAGACGAAAUCUUCUAUUUUUGGUGGAUCUUGGAGUCCCAUCUCGGCCCACCCUCCGAACACAGCCACCCCGACCUACAUACAUCACCAUUACACGAGCAGCGGGGACAGCGAUGGCAUGUUUACGCGCUCCUGGGCGAUGGACCCGGUCUCUGCGUCCCUGUGUUUAACGGGAUUACCGUCGGCAGCCAUGCACUAUGAGAUCAAACCCGAGCCUCUGAUUGGGAGUGCUGAAUGUACAACUUUGGAGACGCACACACCUCUUUUGUCUGACAUUGAAAACGGCGCUUCCCUUACGGAGCUUCCGUGCGAAACCACAUCCACGUCUAAAACCAUUGACGACAGCCCGUCAGCAGAUGGGAAGAGGGAGAUAGAAGCAAAUAAUCCAUCGUCCAACUGGCUUCACGCGAAGCCCACCAGAAAAAAACGCUGUCCAUACACAAAGUACCAAAUCCUCGAACUGGAAAAGGAGUUUCUGUUUAACAUGUACCUCCCGCGGGAUCGUAGAUACGAGGUAGCGAGAGUCCUGAAUUUGACCGAGAGGCAGGUGAAAAUCUGGUUUCAGAACCGCAGGAUGAAGAUGAAGAAAGAAAACAAAGACCGGCGGAGAGACAGUUAACUGGGUUUUUGAACUGAUGGUGAAUUUAGUGUCUGAGGGGGA